This is a messenger RNA of Acaulospora morrowiae, 1074 nucleotides long. Lineage: Eukaryota; Fungi; Glomeromycota; Glomeromycetes; Diversisporales; Acaulosporaceae. The record is from the annotation of a GenBank genome assembly.
AUGUAUAAUAACAGCGAAAACGUGAUUCGCCAAGAUGUAGUCAAUGAGUCCUUUGGAAAAGCAGUGAUUUCGUUUGAUACUGACAUUCAUAAAGGAGCAAACGAACAAAGUGAAUUUAUGAGACAAUGCUUUCUAGAUGAUUUGACACUUAACAAUGCCGAAAGGUCUUAUCUUCUCGACAAGCUUCAGCAGAACGUUGAUGAAUUUGAUAUUUCUAACAAUGAAAACGAAUAUCAGUGCGAAAGUUGCUUAAGUUGGAGUGCUAGAAGCAACUAUUGUGAGCAAUGCUGUAGAGAGUUUUUUGAAUCAAAUUUUGGACGUUGGACAUCAGGAUUUGAAGAAUAUGAUAAAUUCAUUCAGAAUUCACAAAGAACUCUUACAUCGCCUAAUAAAGUUAUCGAAUGGAUUCCCUCUGACAAAUUUUAUGAUAUAGAACGUAAAAUCCACGAAUGCUUUGGAUUAAUUUAUGUAGCCAAUUGGAUUGACGGGCCCAUUAUAAAAUGGAACAAUCAUAAUAAAACGUUAGAAAGGACCGGAAAUCAUAAAGUAAUGCUUAUAACACUUAAAGAUGGAUGGAAUCAGCAAGUCGAAACACAUUGGCGUUUACAAAUAAAUUUAUUCUCUCAAUUUGUUAUACCUUUUUAUGGGCUAACAAAGGAAUCCAAUUCUCAACAGUUGAUGUUAGUCUUAAAAUACAUGGAUACUGAUCUGCGCCAAUUUUUACCUAACAAUCAUUCGAUACUUAGUUUGAAAGAUAAACUAAAUAUCGUAUUGGACAUAGUAAAUAACUUGGAUGAGCUACACAAGGAACAAAUUGCACUUAAACAUUUGCAUUCAGAUAUCAUCACACUUGGCACUGAAAAAAGGUGGUAUAUUAAUCAUAUGGGAUUAACAUUAGCUAAAAACGAUCCGGACAUUGAUCAAGAAAAAAACAACAAUCAAGGUCAAAUGGAUUUUUUGGGCGCUUUUUUGAAUAAUACUCUACUCCUGAGCUUACACUUUAGUCGGUAUCAUACUUUUAGCAAUUUGCCUAAACCGAAAGGUAUAAAUACAGAUGAAUUCAACGGUAAAUGA